Messenger RNA from Alligator sinensis (Chinese alligator), 2386 nucleotides. RefSeq names its product splA/ryanodine receptor domain and SOCS box containing 4 (gene SPSB4). Gene Ontology annotation, molecular function: protein binding. Gene Ontology annotation, biological process: proteasome-mediated ubiquitin-dependent protein catabolic process; intracellular signal transduction. The record is from RefSeq and is a predicted model, not a curated record. Gene Ontology annotation, cellular component: SCF ubiquitin ligase complex. The coding region runs from base 342 to 1109 and encodes 255 amino acids. The transcript is spliced from 4 exons. NCBI's taxonomy places the organism in Eukaryota, Metazoa, Chordata, Crocodylia, Alligatoridae.
UGUGCUAUCCAGCUACAUGAAGGCAGGCUACCUUAUUUUAUUUCACAGACAAAGGUUUUCUUGGUAACGUGAUUGCUGAGGUUACCACACCCUCUCUGCAGAGGAGCACAAGCUGCUUUUUCUCCUGUCCUUUGUGAAGGUGUCUACACUGCAGUCACCAUUGCAGUAUUUCUUGGGGAGUGUGCGUCUCUUCUGAAAACACUGCUGCUCAAAAGCUGCAAACACGAGAAGUAAAUCCCAUCUGGUUGUCAAGUCAUUGACUCAGUGUGAAAGUGCUUUCAUGAGGUAACAUUGGGCCAAAGUCACCUUUUCUUUCUCCUUUGUGAAUCUGCAGCCAAGCAAUGGGCCAGAAAAUCUCAGGGAGCAUAAAGUCUGUGGAUGUGAGGGAGCCCCCUUACAGACCUGUUAAACGAGAGUUGAGGGGCCCUGACUUUUGCAAGCCUGCACGUCUGGACAUGCUACUGGAUAUGCCCCCUGCCAAACUGGAGGUGCAGUAUAAACAUGCUUGGAAUAAUGAAGAUCGCUCUUUAAAUAUAUUUGUAAAGGAAGAUGACAAACUCACUUUUCAUAGACAUCCAGUUGCCCAAAGCACAGAUUGUAUCCGGGGCAAAGUUGGCUACACCAGAGGUCUACAUGUCUGGCAAAUUCACUGGCCCACAAGGCAACGAGGAACACAUGCUGUGGUGGGUGUGUCAACAGCAGAAGCUCCCUUGCAUUCUGUAGGAUACACAUCGUUGGUUGGUAGCAAUAGUGAAUCCUGGGGCUGGGAUCUGGGACGGAACAAACUUUAUCACAAUUGUAAAAACCAACCUGGGGUGACAUAUCCUGUCUUUUUGGAACCGGAUGAGCCUUUUGUACUCCCAGACACCUUACUGGUGGUUUUGGAUAUGGAUGAAGGGACGCUUAGCUUCAUGGUAGAUGGACAGUAUCUUGGAGUGGCCUUCAGGGGACUGAAAGGGAAAAAAGUUUACCCUAUAGUCAGUGCGGUUUGGGGGCACUGUGAAAUUACCAUGAGAUACAUCAAUGGACUUGAUCGACAUUUUAAGGCUGCAUCAGCACAUCUUUACUCCCGAGUUCCUGGAUGCUUAAAGCGGAGCCCCUGCCUUUAAUGGACUUGUGCCGAAGAUCAAUUCGGUUUGCUCUUGGCAGAGACCGCCUGCAUGACAUAGAAUCUCUACCUUUGCCUCAGUCUCUGAAAAAUUAUUUACAGUAUCAGUAAGAAGCCUAGAACCCCUCUGGCCUCAUAUUGGACUAAAUCAAUGCAAAUGGCAGAUAUUAUUGUUUACAGCAAAAUAUAAAUCUUUGUGGCGGACACUUGAGUGUUAUUUAAUUUUUAAUAUAUAUAUUUUUUUUAAUCAACCACAGCAGAACCUUAAAGGGACUACUGAAGAAUGUGAAAAGAUUGAUCUGAUCUAGAUUUGUGUAUUAUCUGUUGCCUACUGUUUGCCAUCUUUUCAGAUAAUAUCGAAGGCUGAAUCCUCCUAGAUCAGUUGUCCACGUGGCAGAUGUUAGCUUACCUGUAUUGACUUCUGGUAAACACCAGCUGAACAUCUGGUCCCAAGAUUUAUCCUUGUACAGAAAAGCAUCCUUUCAGUAAUGUGAUUGCUGCAUAUUAGUGAAAGGAAUGACACCAUGUGAAAUUUUCAGUGUUUAAAAAAUAGGACUUCAUUUCCAGAGUUGCUAAGUGAUUUCGGCUCUCAAAUUUUAUCUGGAAUUCCGAGUUCUCAGUGCUUUAGAAAAUCAAGCUCACAAUGUGUUAGAGGGCCUGCCAUGAAAGAUUAUUGUAUAAAGCAGUAAUGCUUGAUUUAAAGCUAGAUGAGAGGAAAAGGUACUUUGUAAGUGUAUAUUGGAUAAAUGAGAUAAGGUAGUCAGUUUAGCCCAUUGAUUCCAAGAUCAAAUCUAGUCCCUCUAGAGUUCUGCUGUUUUUAACAACAAAAUGUUCACAAUCUCAAUUCUAGGAUAUUCACAUUUUACAAAACGUGUCACUUUUUAUUUGAACAAAUUUAUUUUUACAUUAUAUGAACUCUAAAUACUUGGUUUUCCUUUUAACCUAUGUGUGGGAUACUGUUUAUUUAUCUGUUUAGAGUCAGUAGAAUCCUCGCUUAACUGUUUUUCAUCUUGAAAGGACUAGUUGGUUUUUUUUUUCUCCUCUCCCCCUCACCCCACCUGAAACACUCAUUUUAUCAGGCUCAUCCCAUUUUAAAGAUGCUGCUCUUUAGUUGCAUUUCUUAUGUGUUCCAAGGUAAUCUGCCUGAUCAGUUAUCUAGUUUUUAAACUGGAAGUUGUUGUAAUGGCAGGAUGUCAGAUGUUUAAACUGAGCUGCCUUCAGCAUAUUUUAAUGUGAAUUUACUAAUGAAUGGGGAGAAAAUUUCUAAUAAAGUCUACU